UCAACAUGGCGAACGUGCGUGACAGUGAUACUUCGUUGUGGCUUCACAAUAAACUCGGAAUUUCGAAUGAUUCUUGGACCGGAGGCUCAAUUUGUUCUCAACUAAAUGCCGAGGUUUUGAGGAACAUCAAGGACUGUUUUCCGGACUUGCAAACCCAGGUCAAAUUGAAAUUGUUGCUAAGUUUCUUCCAUGUCCCGCGCAGAAAUCUCGAGGAGUGGAAAUUGGAACUAGAACAAAUAUUAGAUGUAGCACUCCAAGAUUCUGAAUUGUGGGUCGCUAUGAUAGCUGAUGCUUUGAAAACAUAUCCGUCAACAGGUUCACUUAACACAGAAAUAACAGAUGUUGACGAAGUCAGAUCCAUAUUUAGUGACUUACUAUCAGAUCUAAGAAAACAUGUUCGGAAACAGAAUGAACACACAAUUUUACCCAUGGAAUGCCAUUACCUGAACAAAAAUGCCUUAAUAUCAGUUGUAGGUCAUAAGCCUGAACCAAUAAAACAUUUUACUAUAAAGAAAAAGCCAAAAUCAGCAUUGUUAAGGGCCGAUUUGCUCCAGAAAUCUUCAGAUGCAGCUUCCAAUUUGAAAAAAUCAAGUGCUCCAGUUAUACCAGUAAGAUCUAGAGGCAUGCCUAGGAAAAUGACAGAUACAACCCCACUUAAAGGAAUACCCAGUAGGGUUCCUACAUCAGGCUUCCGUACCAGUGCUUUAAGUAGUAACAUGACUAACAGACCAUUAGUAAGACCACCGGCAGGUCGUAAAGAAGGUGGAGUUAAGUUAUUAGACAUAGCAGACCAGCCUUUAGGCUACACAGCGACAAAGAAAAGAAAGAAGCAGCAAGAAAUGGAAGAGAAUCAAGCCAAGAAGGCACAGCAAGAGAAUGCCCUCCAAAGUCCUCCUCCGGUCAAAGGGGAAACGCCUACAACCCCAGAUUAUGCUGCUGGACUUGGGAAUACCACGCCUGCAUAUGCUCCGGCUACACCACAGCCAACUGUUGCUCCUACAGGUGCGAGUUUAUCUGCUUUGACCGCUCCCGCCACGCCGGCAACGCCAGCUCCUCCGGCCACGCCCAAACCGGCAACCACGCAAUUACCGGCUCCUGCGUCAUCGACGGCGCAGAUGGCAACUCUCACACCAAUCACGCCGCAGACAGCUUCCCCCACCACUCAGUUAUCCAGUCCUCCACCGCAAGUGCAACAUAUCCAAAUACAAACUCAGCCACAGCAACAGGUUGUGUCACCACAAAUUGUUACACCGCAAUAUAUCACUACUCAGAACCUGAGACCUGUGCCUCCAUUGUUGGCAACCACGCCAAGUGGUCAAAGAACCAUCAUUACAACAGAUCAAGCUACUGGUAUCCAGACCCAACAGAUCAUCACUGGUACGCCUGUGGUUGUGACACAGAGGCCCGCCCAACAGCAACAGACUGUUACACAUAUCCGGAUACAGCCUCAACCUGCUACGAACUUCCAAAGGCGAGGAUUGGCGCUUACGCGCGAACAAAUGUUGGAGGCCCAGGAUAUGUUCCGCACAGCCAACAAGGUCACCCGGCCGGAAAAAGCCCUCAUUCUCGGUUUCAUGGCCGGCUCAAGGGACAACCCUUGCCCCCAUCUGGGCAACAUAGUCACCAUCAAACUGUCCGAAGACCAGGAAAACGUCUUGCAGCCUGAUGAUACCUACGUGUCCAUGAUGGUGGAGACGCACUUCCAGAUGAACUACAACAACGGCGAGUGGAAGAGGAUAAAAAAGUACCGUCACGUGAGCAACGAGAUCGAGCACGUGCAGCAGAACCAGGCCGCGGCCGCUUUGGUAUGAUUGAAAACGAAUAACAGCGCGGUUGGUUGAACGUGGAAAGUGGAAAGGCCCUGUAUAUAAAAGGAAUCGAGAUGUGGAGAGUGUAAUAAGAGUAAGUCUGGAGAGACUGAUGUUUUGCGAGAAAGAAAAAGAGUCAACUUUUGUAUAGGAACCUUUAGUUGGUUUUAGAGAAAAUAUUUUUUGUUGGAUGCGGUUUUUCUUCAUCAAAAACAAGAAUUUAGGUUAUUUUAUUAUGUGUGUAGUAAGAAUAAACCUUUCGAGUUACACCUAUACAGGGUGUACGAAAAAAUUCACAGUAAGUUUGGAAAAAUUUUAUAUUAUUGAGUUAUUGACAAUAGGUUUUUUUUAUUCAGCUUGUGUAAUAGUUAUUAUUUCAUUAUUUCAACUUGUGUAAUAUAACGAAAAAUCAAUUUGGCACACUAUAUCAUGCAACAACUGUCAUGGCGGCUGAUUAUAAAAAUCUCCUUUAUACAGUAUGUCCCCGGAUUGUCUUUAGAAGAGGAAAAACUUUUUAAUUAUUGACGUUUUGAGAAAAAUGCAUUCAUCAUAAAAAAAUUUGCGUGUUGUACAAUGGUUAAUCCCG
This is a messenger RNA of Sitophilus oryzae (rice weevil), 2394 nucleotides long. It is a transcript of the gene Nelf-A, whose product is annotated as negative elongation factor A. The transcript is spliced from 11 exons. Gene Ontology annotation, cellular component: NELF complex. Gene Ontology annotation, biological process: negative regulation of transcription elongation by RNA polymerase II. The record is from RefSeq and is a predicted model, not a curated record. Lineage: Eukaryota; Metazoa; Arthropoda; Insecta; Coleoptera; Curculionidae. Bases 6 to 1811 code for a protein of 601 amino acids.